Molecule: messenger RNA, 2411 nt
Organism: Nelumbo nucifera (sacred lotus)
Lineage: Eukaryota; Viridiplantae; Streptophyta; Magnoliopsida; Proteales; Nelumbonaceae
Biological process (GO): SRP-dependent cotranslational protein targeting to membrane
Cellular component (GO): signal recognition particle, endoplasmic reticulum targeting
Molecular function (GO): 7S RNA binding; protein binding; ribosome binding
Source: RefSeq, a predicted model, not a curated record
CAGGUUUCGCUAUCUACAAACGCUGAAUGAGCUUCACUUUAGUCUUUUGGCCCUUUGGCUCUGGGUAAGAUCACCAGAGAUGCGAAGACUGUAGCUCGUUAUUAUCAUAGAGAGCAACUUUCCCCUCGCAAAUCCAUGGCUCCCAAAAGCAAAGAGAAAUCGAAACCCUCGCCUUCACCUCCUUCCCAGCCUCCUGCAGCCAUCGAAGAUCUCUUCACCUCGCUUAAUCGGCAUGUUCAGCGAUCGGAGUUCGAACAGGCUGUCAAAGUUUCAGAUCAAGUCCUGGCAAUCGCUCCCGGAGAUGAGGAUGCAUUGCGUUGCAAAAUUGUCGCUAUGAUCAAGGCAGAAAAUAUUGAUGGCGCACUUGCAACAAUUCAAGCUUCCGAGAAACUUCCGGUUGACGUCAACUUCUUUAAGGCAUAUUGCUUAUACAGACUAAACAAGUUGGAUGAAGCUUUGGAGUCCUUGAAAAGCCAGGAGAGAACUCCUGCUGCCAUGCAAUUAGAAUCACAGAUUCUUUACCGCCUAGGGAGAAUGGAUGCUUGCAUGGAUAUCUAUGAAAAGCUUCAGAAGUUCAAGAUUGAGUCAUUAGAGAUAAAUAUUGUUGCUGGUUUGGUUUCGGCUGGAAGGGCUUCUGAAGUUCAAAAUGUGAUGGAUGCACUCAGAGUUAAAGCAACUAGCAGCUUUGAACUGGCAUACAAUACUGGUUGCUCUUUGAUCGAAAAGAAGAAGUACACAGAUGCAGAACAACAAUUACUAUCGGCUCGAAGAAUUGGUCAGGAAACACUGAUGGAAGACAACUGGGCUGAUGAUGAAAUAGAGUUGGAACUUGCUCCAAUUGCUGUCCAGCUGGCAUAUGUUCGGCAGCUACUCGGAUAUCCCCAAGAAGCCAUUGAAGCUUACAUGAACAUCAUAAAUCGGAAUCUGGUUGAUGAUUCUUCACUUGCAGUGGCAAUAAACAAUCUUGUUGCGUUGAGGGGUUCCAAGGAUGUUUCUGAUAGCCUCAGAAAACUUGAUCGCUUUAUAGAGAAAGGUAGUGUGGCACAGAGCUUCCAGCUUACUCAUGGACUUGAUUUGAAGCUUUCACCCAAACAAAGGGAGGCAAUAUACUCUAACCGUGUUCUUCUACUUCUCCAUGCAAAUAGGAUGGAUCAGGCUCGGGAACUUGUAUCUGCCCUUCCAGACAUGUUCCCAGAUAGUGUGAUGCCAGUACUGCUUCAUGCAGCAGUGUUGGUGAGAGAGAACAAGGCAGGAAGAGCUGAAGAAAUCCUUGGGCAGUUUGCAGAGAGGUUCCCCGAGAAAUCCAAGGUGGCCCUCCUUGCACGGGCACAGGUUGCUGCUGCUGCCAAUCACCCUCAGAUAGCUGCAGAGUCUCUAGCUAGGAUACCUGAUAUUCAACACAUGCCAGCUACAGUUGCUACACUUGUUUCCUUGAAGGAGCGCUCUGGUGACAUAGAUGGUGCUGCUGCUGUGCUUGAUUCUGCCAUCGGUUGGUGGUCAAAUUCUAUGACUGGAGAGAACCAACUGAAAAAACUCAUGCACGAGGCUGCAUCCUUCAAGGUCAAGCAUGGGCGGGAGGAAGAAGCUGCACACCUGUAUGAGAAGCUAGUUAAGAGCCAUGGAAGCAUUGAGGCUUUAGUUGGACUAAUAACAACGGCUGCCCGUGUAGACGUUGAGAAGGCUGAGGCUUACGAGAAGCAGCUAAAGCCACUAGCUGGUUUAAAAGGAAUUGAUGUGGACAGCUUAGAGAAGACAUCUGGUGCGAAGCAUGUUGAGGGUAGUGGACAUGUAAAGAAUGUAGAAGCAUAUGAGGAGGCGAAGGGAAAGGUUAAAGCAAAGAAGAAGAGGAAGAGAAAGCCCAAGUACCCAAAAGGAUUUGACCCCGCAAACCCAGGUCCACCUCCAGACCCAGAGCGAUGGUUACCCAAGAGGGAAAGGUCUAGUUACAGGCCCAAGAGGAAGGAUAAAAGAGCAGCUCAGGUAAGAGGUUCUCAGGGUGCAGUUGUUAGAGAGAAAAAUGAAGCCAAUGCUGUCAGUACUAACACCAGUGCUUCAAAUCCAAAAUCAAACCAACCGACGGCCACUUCCAAAUCAGAACAAUCCAAGCCUUCAUCCAAAUCAUCAAGAAAGAAGUCGAGAAACUAACUGGGCAAGAAACCAAAAUUUUGUUCAAGAAUAUUGAAUUUCAUUUUAAAUUGAAGUUUUGUUUGCUCUUCAGGGAUUAUGGAAGCUGUAGUUUAUUUGCAAGGGAGUCCUCGUAAAAAAUUGUUGGUUUUUAGAUUAUAAUUGCCACCAUCAUCUUCUCUUUUCUCCACCUAUUUAGGUUGUCGGAGGAAUUAUAUAUAGAUAAGGUUAUGAUAUUGCGUCUUUCCUGCUGGAUAUUCGGGUAAUGUGUGCUUUAGUUCUCUUCA